This is a messenger RNA of Helobdella robusta, 396 nucleotides long. RefSeq lists its product as hypothetical. The coding region runs from base 1 to 396 and encodes 131 amino acids. NCBI's taxonomy places the organism in Eukaryota, Metazoa, Annelida, Clitellata, Rhynchobdellida, Glossiphoniidae. The record is from RefSeq and is a predicted model, not a curated record. The transcript is spliced from 4 exons.
AUGCCUUAUUUUCCAUCAGGUCAUGCUGGGUUUUUUUAUUGUUACGGAGCCUUUAGCUGUAGCAAUGAAGCCGCUGUUGAAGAAGAUAGAAGAAUGAAGAUUUUAUAUAGCUGUUGCUGGUUCGAUCAGGAAGUUGAUAACCUAAAUGCAAGGCGGAUGGAAGAAUUCCUUGUAACAUUUGAUAUGGUCAGGUUCGUGCACGGUGAAACUCACGUUAAGCAUGGAACAUUGGAUUUUGUGGCCGCUACAUCGGUCAUCGACAGCUUCAAGAAGUUUUGCGGUAAUUUGAUUUGGAAUAGUUUACCAACAGAAUUGAAGACCAAUGAAGUUGAUGAGACUGUCUUUAGAAAGAGAAUACGAGCGCACUUGUGGGAUAAAGCGUUCAUGAGAACUUGA